UCCCUGUCUCUCUCUAAAUUAAGCAUCAUCUUACUUCUGCAAUCUCUCUCUCUCUCUCGGAAAACCUUCUCUCUUAUCCGAUAUCAUUCAUUUCUCUCUCUAAAAAAAGCCUCCACUCUCAUCCGAUAUCAUCCAUUUCUGAGAAAUCCAUCAAGUUUUCUUUCCUGUAAAACCUUCCAUCUCUCUUCAACUGUUUCCUGCGAAUAUGAUCAGGUGCCUUACGCUCUCAAACCCACCUCUCUCUCCUCCGUUCUCUUCUCUCACAGAGAACUCUCGAAAGAUGAGUGUAACAGUGUGCGUUUAUCAGAGAAGCGAAAUACCGAAGCUAGAGUCUUUCAGCCGAAGCCGAAUCGAUAGGGGGCUUAAAGAGCCUUCUUUUCUUCAAAAAUCAGAGAAUGCCAUUGCAGAUUACUGCUCAACGGUUGAUGGAGACGAAUCUUACGGCUGUUGGAGAGCUUACUUUGAACUUAAGGAGCUCGAGGCAGAGACCCCAAGAGAGCAAGUAGAGUCGUUGAUUCGCCAAACUGAUGGAGUAAAAUCCUUGAUAAGCUUGUUGCAUGCGGUGGCGUCCAUGAUCAAGAAGACGAAAGAGAAAGUCUUAGAAAAGCCCCCACCCAGUGAGCAGCAGUUAACAGAGAGGCCAUUUCCAGUUCCUGAUGGCUUGCCCAAGACAAAAGAAGAGUUAGAAGAGGAAGAGAGGGCUCUCAUGCCGGAUUCUCCAUUCACCAGACUUCUCAGAAGCAAGGGCAGGUCCCCCGCUUGGUACUCCCACCUCCCUGACCAUGAAACCGAUUGAUUGACUCUCUCUUCCUCUCUCUCUCACUAUGAAUAUCUGGGUUGUUUCUUUGGUGGUUUCUGAUAACAUAUUCUCUGUUUCCUCCUUAGUUUUGUGAUGAUUUUUCACCAGGGACUUGGUCAGUCUUUGAGUUGUAGUCAGUCUUUACUUUGUAAUGGUUUAUUAAAAUGUAUUGGAAUAUCUUUCGACUGUAUAUCAUCUUGUAUUAUUAUAGUUUUCGUUUGAGAAGGUACAGAUCUCUCAGAUGUCUGUGUUGGGGAUUGUUCUAAUAUAUGCCAGCUGGUCUCUCUUGUUACUUUA
Amborella trichopoda is the source of this 1096-nucleotide messenger RNA. It is a transcript of the gene MEE14, whose product is annotated as maternal effect embryo arrest 14. Gene Ontology annotation, cellular component: cytosol; nucleus. Lineage: Eukaryota; Viridiplantae; Streptophyta; Magnoliopsida; Amborellales; Amborellaceae. Gene Ontology annotation, molecular function: mediator complex binding. The record is from RefSeq and is a predicted model, not a curated record. Gene Ontology annotation, biological process: pollen tube guidance.